CAUGUUAAAUACCAACAGCUAUACUAUCCUUCUGCGUGCGCACUCUUCAUCCACCCGACAUUCAUUUCCAUUCGUGGAAAAAUUUCGCAGCAGCUCAUCUUGAAAAUCGUCCCUUCGCCGCCUACCUAGUAUAAUUAUUUCGCACCCAAACGCCCAAUCUUCAACUGUGACAUUUGAUUUUAGCUAAUUUUCCUGUUCAAUAUCAGUGUUCUGAAAAAAUCUGUGUGAAAAGUGAUCAAGUGCAAGUGGUAAUUUCAGUGCAAAAGCUCACAAAGUGUACGGAAUUUUGUUUUCAUUUUUCGAUAAAAAUUGGUUCAUUUUACGCCUCACAGCACACAAUCAGCAAUAUAAAAAAAAUACAAUUAUGUUUCGCUACGAAUGGCUUAUUUUCUGAGGCAAGAAAAUCUGUUUUCCCACGGCUUUAUAACUUUGCACCCGCAGCCCACAUACCUAGACCAGUAGUAGAAAAAACGCCGUGAAGCACCUUGAGAGGCGAGGACACAAGAUAAACUUUUCCAAUGUCGAGGCUCUUCAUGAAUACGACGUACCUGGACGAAGCGAACGGCAACACGCUGCUGACCCAUCCAUCGACGGGCGCAGCUGCAACAGUGGGGGUGGUAGACCAAGUGGCGACUACAGCAACGGUGGUGGCCAACGAAACCCUUAUCAUUCAAUCAGCCUCGAACGAUGACCUCAGCCAGAGCCUUUCCGAGUACACCGAUGCGGACGAAAGCAUCUCGGCACCCACGGAACUACUCGCCGAGUUUCUGUCCGCGGUGAUGUUGCGUGAUUACGUGAAUGCCCUCAAGUACUGCAAGCUAAUUUUGCAAUACGAGCCAAACAACAGCACGGCUCGGGAUUUCUACCCGCAUAUCCUGUCGAAAAUAGCCUCGGAAGCGAGCAAUGGCGGGGGUGGCGGUGGUGGGACAGAACAGCUGUCGGGAGAAAGCGACGAGAACUACAACUUCAACUACAGUACCUCGUCGUCCAAUUCGGACGACAUCAACAUCGACGAGGUGGUGAUGGUUUGCAGCAGUGAAAGCGAGCAAUCCUCCAACUGCAGUUCGUUUCUGGACUAUUCGAACAGCAGUGGUGGCAACAACAGCAGCAGCAGUAGCAGCAGCGGCAGUGGAGGCGAAGAGCUGGAUGAACAGGCUCUGAAUCGCAUAAAUAGUAACAGCACCGAGUCGGAUCAGUUGCCACCGUCGCAAUCGGCUACGGAUAAUAAUACGUCGCAUUCCUACUCGAGUCUGCUGCUGGAGGAGGAGGAAAAGGACCUAACACUGUCGGAUAUCUCCAACUUGAACAUUGAGGACGAUGAGAAUGAUUCCGGCGACGGUCCCGGGGCUUCGCACUCAUCCUCCAAAGUGGACACCCAUCAGUCAUCAUCGGUGGUCGCUGCUCAACCAAUCAAAGCUCAACCGUCAUUAACGUCAUCACCCAAAACUCAAUCCAGCACUCCACUGGCAUCGAAAAUAGUGGCCAUGCUGCGCGCUCGUGUCAUACCUUCCAAACAUUCCUCUGCAAACGAUUAAAAUCUAUCUCUAGAUCUAUCUGCGUAGAUACUUUAUGUACAUGUACGUAGGCACAAAUAGCUAACACACAAUAUCUCGAACGAACCUAGGGCCUUGCUAUAUAUAUAUAUUUGAAAAUCAGUCCAAAGAAACCCAUAAAACUGUUGUUUAUCGUAUUUUACUUCUAAUUAUACUGAAAAAAAUAUUAUAUAUCUAUAUUAUUGGCAAAUAUUUAACCCCUCUCUAUCAACCAAGUGAAACAUUUAGGUCCUACUAGAGUUGGUAAAGUGACACAUAGCGUGCGCAUAUGAUCAGUUCCUGCUGGCUAAAAGUAAAAUGAAGAACAAGUAGCCCAAAUAGGAGGAUUUGCAGUUUAUUUACCCCUUUGCGGUGAGUAGUGAAUCAUUCGAACCGAUAACCAUCAUCGAGAGACCAACUUCUUAUGGAGAUAGAAGAAUCACAUCAAUUUUAGGUACAUUUACAGGUGAAUUAUACUAUACGAAGUAGACGAGGGUGCGCGCGAGUAAUAGCGAUGCGGUGUAAUCGAAAUGACUGAUCUUUUCCCUUCAGUUUCCAGUAGAUAAGUGAUUGGCGGGUGUGUUUAGCAAGAAAUCGGAAUGUUUAACAACAUAGCAUAUACAGCAAAUUCCUGCCAUCGGCAGUUGAUUGGAGAUCGCCCUUUCAAAUUCAUACUUGAUUUAGUAGAUAGGACUGCGUUUUAGAUGAACAAGGAGAAAGACUCGAUUGACGUUUGUUUUUCCCCCAUUCGCACAUAUCUAGAGAGUGAAUUGUUCCUUAUGAACGUGAUUUAUCGUGAAAAAAAAAACAGAAGACUAUUAGUAAAAGGGAUCUCGCAGAUUUGCACAAUAAUACAAACACAUACGAAAGGAAUGCGAAACAGAGUGCAAACAAAGUUUACUUUGUGUAGAAACCGUGCAUACAAAUUUAAGUACGAUUGUUUAACACUUGUUUCGAAUUAUGGGAACGCAUUACAACAGAAAACUGACACUUGGAUAGAAUGGAAUGAUCCAGAAGAAAUUAUUGUUAUCUCAACGUGUGCAUG
Ochlerotatus camptorhynchus is the source of this 2577-nucleotide messenger RNA. RefSeq names its product serine-rich adhesin for platelets. The coding region runs from base 519 to 1535 and encodes 338 amino acids. NCBI's taxonomy places the organism in Eukaryota, Metazoa, Arthropoda, Insecta, Diptera, Culicidae. The transcript has 5 exons. Gene Ontology annotation, molecular function: protein binding. The record is from RefSeq and is a predicted model, not a curated record.